Molecule: messenger RNA, 737 nt
Organism: Brachypodium distachyon (stiff brome)
Lineage: Eukaryota; Viridiplantae; Streptophyta; Magnoliopsida; Poales; Poaceae
Product: E3 ubiquitin-protein ligase RNF181
Exons: 1
Coding region: 160-648 (162 amino acids)
Source: RefSeq, a predicted model, not a curated record
AUGACGGACUCCGACUAGGACUAGAACUGGUGCGCCACAGGCCCACGCGCAAGACCUCAGUAUAUAUAUAGAUACCCUCCAGGCCAGCAUCCUUCGCAACCCCAAAUCACGACCGAAUUGCCUCGCAAAAUUAGAGCAAGCGAUCUGUUAUCGAGGAGCAUGUCGGCCGCCAUUAGCAGCCCUCUGGUGGUGGAGACGGCGUCACCUGGUGUCGACGCCGACGGCGAUGAUGCCAUCAGGAACACGGCUCGUGCUAUCUACCGUGCGGCGAUGGAAAUGUUUGGCCCAGAAGCGUCGAGGCGCGUUUUUGAAGAUAUGGAGACGGAGUUGAUGCUUCUUGAUGAUUCCGACGACGACGAACCAACGGCGCCGCUCCGGCCGGUCGUCGUCGACCCCACAUCGGCCACGGCGGUCGCAAAUCUCCGGCGGGUGAAAUUCGAGGACGGCGCUCGCAGCAGCAGCGCGGAGGGGUGCGCCAUCUGCCUCCAGGACUACAAGGAGGGCGACGAGCUGACCGAGAUGCCGUGCUCGGGCGGGCACAGAUUCCACCGGCAGUGCAUCCUCGAGUGGUUGGCCCGUCGACGUUCCUGCCCGCUCUGCCGCCAUCUGCUGCCCGGCCAGGAGCGAGAUACACCAAUGUUACUUUGACUUGCUUGUAUGUUUGACAUGGCGCGGCUUGUAAUGUAUGGAAAACAGUACUAUAAUGAACAAAAGGAUAUAUUGGGUUGCAAAGCUUA